This is a messenger RNA of Calliphora vicina (urban bluebottle blowfly), 1137 nucleotides long. Its product is annotated as probable serine/threonine-protein kinase DDB_G0293958. NCBI's taxonomy places the organism in Eukaryota, Metazoa, Arthropoda, Insecta, Diptera, Calliphoridae. The coding region runs from base 1 to 1137 and encodes 378 amino acids. The record is from RefSeq and is a predicted model, not a curated record. The transcript has a single exon.
AUGGAGUGGCAAGAUAUAGUGAACAAGGUUAGAUUAAUUAGAGAAGAAUUUGACCGCUCAUAUAAGUGUCUAAAUGUUGACAGACCAACUAAGGAAGAAACAGUAGACAAACAUUUUAACAUUCUUUUGCAUUGUUUGGAGGAAAUAAGAAUAGUACUAAACGUAAAUUAUGAACGAUUAACAUCUGCACAUAAAAUUGCAGCAGAGGCAUUUUUUCAUGAUGUCAAGAAUAGAAUAACAACAUUAGCAGCCAAAAAGAAAAUUGAAAUUGAACUUCCAGACACUAUACAUGAAAAGAUAAAAAUCGAAACUAUAUUUUCAAAUAAAGAUUUCAAAAAACAUUCCAAAAUGACCCAAACAGUAGUAGAGUUUCUUAAUACAGCUUCAAAGCUUAUUAAUGACUUUGAUGGAAAGUCUGAAAACCUACGUUCUUUCAUUGACUCAUUGCAACUUGUAGAUUCAAUUAAGGGCGAACACGAAGCAGUUGCUGUAUCCAUUAUUAAAACAAAAUUAAAAGGAACAGCAAGAAAUUAUAUUGAAAAUGAAAACACAAUAAUUGCAAUUAUAAAUAAGCUAAAUAAUAGCAUUAAAGGCGAAUCAGUCGAGGUACUGACUGCCAAAAUCAUGAACAUUAAACAAAACAAUAAAACUGCAAACGCAUAUUGCAGCGAAAUUGAAAAUUUGACAAAAUCGCUAGAAAGUGCUUACAUAAAAACAGAGUUAGCAAGCAAAUACUCAACUCAAGUAGCUGUAAAAGCACUAACUAAAAAUUGUACCAUAGAUAAGGUAAAAAUUAUCAUGGAAGCAGGUCAAUUCAAUACUAUGAAUGAUGCAAUGAGCAAAUUCGUAAAUAGUUGUACAGAAGCAACUGGACAACAGAAUGCAAUACUUCAUUAUAGGCAAAACUCCAACAAUUAUCGUGGAGGAUAUAAUAGAUUUCGUGGAAGAAAUAACUAUCCACGAAACAAUGACAAGAAUAGCAAUCAAAACAAUAACAACAAUAACAGAAAUAAUUACAACUACAGAAACAGACAAAAUUAUAAUAAUAAUAACCGUAGGAAUAGAAACUACGUUAACGCAAUCGAAAAUGAAAGCGAUUCGGAAAACCCGAAUCUUCCCCUAGGAUCAACUCAGUAA